This is a messenger RNA of Opisthorchis viverrini, 1454 nucleotides long. RefSeq lists its product as hypothetical. Lineage: Eukaryota; Metazoa; Platyhelminthes; Trematoda; Opisthorchiida; Opisthorchiidae. The transcript is spliced from 4 exons. Bases 1 to 720 code for a protein of 239 amino acids. The record is from RefSeq and is a predicted model, not a curated record.
AUGGUUACCACACAGUGGUGGACCUACCACAAAGACGCUGGCUCUACACAUGGGCAUUCAGGCCUCGGAGCUAGCAAGUUACCAAAUAUCGCACGACGGACGCAGCCCCCAGACAGCAACAUUGCACACGCUCACCAGCCUCACGGGACACCAGUAGCACUGACCGCAUUGCUCUUGUCCUUCCUGUUACGGCUAUCAAAAAGCUCUACCAAUUCCCCCCAUUCGGCUAUGGAUUUGUUCCAUCAUGACGAAAUCACAGUUCACCUCCUGGACGCACGCGUCAAAUGUGCAUGUGAUGGUUGCAAACAAGAGUCUGUCGGAGAUGGUGUAACUUUUGUACUUUUCGAGAAAGAAGUAUGGCUAGAACGUCUGAAUGUCAGCGAUGCCGUGAAGCGACUAAAGCCCUCUACUGACUGCAUUAGAAAACAAGACUAUGCCUUGACUUUGUCGUCACCAGCUCAGAAACUUUUGGAAGAAGCCUGUCGCAAACUGUUUCCUGUUUCUGGUGAAUUGAACUUUAUCCGUCAGCUAAGCUGUUCUCUUUCAGACUACCAUCUGUCUGUGGCCGAACAAUGCACCACACUCGAUUCAACGAGUUUAGUUGAUACCAAUGCACAUACUGAGGAACAGCGGAGGAUGGAGCUGCAGCGGAAACUUGCUCGCGAACUGGAGAAGUCCAAAUCAAAACGGAACAAAAAAGGAGGAAUCCUGCGGAAAUGAGUGGUUUUCAUGCAGUCAAUCGCAUGCAUGUGUUUCGCUAUCAUCACAUAGUCCUGUUUGACUGAUAACUUAUACUUCAUCUGUCUGACUUGGGAAAUAAUUCACUUGAAAUCUAUCCUGAUUGUGUUUCUUUUGGUCAAGUUGGGUUGCUUGGUACCAGUUGUAACUUGUACUCUUUUGGCAACUCGGAAUCCGCAUAGGGUCUAUCACAAAAGUAAAUGCGCCUCAGACGACAAUUGGCGUUCACGCGUAUUCGAUUCACUUCUAAUAAUCGUUGUCUGUAACAGUAUUCCAUCAGACGCUGGAGAUCGAAUACAACCGUAUUCCAACCGGGAUGAAGCACCAGCGGCAUGUUAGUGGUGAAAUCCCGAAUACUUGUGACCCUGUUGAAAUUGCUGGCUCUAAAUCGCCUUCUGGUGCCACUGUAGUCGGUCACUUCGAUUUGAAACGAGAAGUACCGGUUCAUAUUUUUGAACAGUAGUACGAAAAUGGGCAUUCGAAUCCCCAGAGUUUCAUCUGGAUCGCUCGGGCAUUCAAUGUAAGUCGUGGUGACAUUGCUGGAGCGAAGAUCCAAAAUCAAAGAUCGAAUAUCUGGAUCUGAAAUGCGCCUAACCGUCCCUGCCUUUGCCGAAACUGCCCAGUUUAAUAAUGGCUUUUGUCCAACGCUGUAGAAUAUGGACAACAGUCCCGAUUGGUACGCUGUUCUGUACAUGCCGUCCUUGCCAAAUUAUCGG